Macrosteles quadrilineatus (aster leafhopper) is the source of this 563-nucleotide messenger RNA. RefSeq names its product NEDD8 (gene Nedd8). Gene Ontology annotation, biological process: protein neddylation; regulation of proteolysis; modification-dependent protein catabolic process. The record is from RefSeq and is a predicted model, not a curated record. Bases 213 to 449 code for a protein of 78 amino acids. Gene Ontology annotation, cellular component: cytoplasm; nucleus. The transcript has 4 exons. NCBI's taxonomy places the organism in Eukaryota, Metazoa, Arthropoda, Insecta, Hemiptera, Cicadellidae. Gene Ontology annotation, molecular function: protein tag activity; ubiquitin protein ligase binding.
AAGAAGCAAGUUGAAAUCGAAACGAGCGUCUUGUUCUGCAACUGCAAACUGCAAAGCCAUUCUCAUGUAUUUUUUCGAAUAUUAACAAUUCCAUCAAAUAUUCUCGCAAGUAAAAAUUUAACUGUAUCAUUAAUAAUUCAUUCUUAACAAAUUAAAAGGAUACUUGUUCAUCAAUUUCAUAUCUUUGGCAAGAUAAAUUAGAUUAACUCAACAUGUUGAUCAAAGUCAAGACAUUAACAGGAAAAGAGAUUGAGAUCGACAUCGAGCCAACAGACAAGGUCGAAAGGAUAAAGGAGCGAGUAGAGGAGAAGGAAGGAAUUCCUCCUCAACAGCAGAGACUUAUCUUCUCCGGCAAACAAAUGAAUGAUGAGAAGACGGCGCACGACUACAAGGUACAAGGAGGCUCGGUGCUGCAUCUGGUGCUGGCGCUGCGUGGAGGCUCUCUGUGAUCCGCUUACCUCUCGUUGUUGUCUGACAUUACAUAUGCAACACAUUUAAUUUAUACGGUUUCUAAUUAAUUAUUAUGAUGUUUCUAUAAUUUUAAUAAAUGUAAUAAUUCAUUA